GCACCGCCAUUUCGGGAGGUACACACAAAAUAAAGUAACGCCACAGACGCGGGUUCACCCCUAUGGCUCCUCCUUUAAUGUCUGGAAAGUUCUAUGCCCUUCUUAUAGCGCUUGUCAUAUGUCGGUCUGCAAGACAACGUGGACCUGAAACCAGCACACAAGGAGAACACACACUGCUUUAAUACGAGUGAGACUGGCGCACGAGUGUUGCAAGGUCUCAGCGUAGCUAGCUAUCAUCUGAAACGUGUGUGAAUUUAAUAAACUAAAGCGUUCACAAGUGAGUGAGGUUAGCAGAGAGCUAAAAGCAGCGUCGGUGACGUGAGACAGGUUGUUGCUCUCAGCGUGCUCCGAGCAGGAGUUAGCUAGCUUUAGCCAACACUACUAUUAGCCAGGGAAGUGUUGUGAUGGUCGGAGUGACAAUGACUGCAGAGGAGCAGACAAGUGAAGGACAACACACCAUCGCGAUGGAGGGAGAGGACAUCACACCGAAGAAAGACGGGGGUGUGUUGAAGCUGGUGAAAAGGGAGGGCACAGGCACAGAGCUGCCCAUGACAGGAGAUAAAGUGUUUGUACAUUAUGUGGGCACCCUACUGGAUGGUACUCACUUUGACUCCAGCAGAGACAGAGGAGACAAGUUUACCUUCGAGUUGGGCAAAGGUCAAGUAAUAAAAGCAUGGGACAUCGGCGUAGCCACCAUGAAAAUCGGGGAGGUGAGCCAGCUCAUAUGCAAGCCAGAGUAUGCUUACGGGUCUGCUGGUAGUCCACCGAAGAUACCUCCCAGUGCCACUCUUGUAUUCGAGAUUGAAUUAUUUGAAUUUCGGGGUGAGGACAUAACUGCCGAUGAGGAUGGAGGAAUCAUCCGUCGCAUUAUCACGAAAGGAGAGGGAUAUUCCAAGCCUAAUGAAGGAGCAGCUGUUGAAGUUACUGUGGAGGGUUCCUGUGAGGGCCGUGUGUUUGACGAGAGGGAAUUGAAGUUUGAGAUUGGAGAUGGAGAGGGUCUCGGCUUUCCAGUUGGAGUGGAGAAAGCUAUCAUGGCAAUGGAGCAGGGAGAGGAGGCACUCUUCAUUGUGAAACCCAAGUAUGGCUUUGGGAAUGCAGGAAAUGCAAAGUAUAACAUCCCUGGUGGAGCAACCCUGCAAUACAAAAUCAAGCUGACAGCCUUUGAAAAGGCUAAGGAGUCAUGGGAGAUGAACACAGUAGAGAAGCUGGAACAGAGUGGCAUUGUCAAAGAGAAGGGAACACAGUAUUUCAAAGAGGGAAAAUACAAGCAGGCAUCAGUGCAGUACAAAAGGAUUGUGUCAUGGCUGGAACAUGAGUCGGGUUUGUCAGAGGAGGAUGAGAAGAAAGCGAAAGCACUGCGACUGGCUGCACAUCUCAACUUGGCCAUGUGCUUCCUUAAAGUACAAGAGCCAAACCAAGCCCUGGAAAACUGUGACAAGGCUCUGGAAUUGGAUGCAUCGAGUGAGAAGGCUUUGUUCCGAAGGGGAGAGGCACUAUUUGGUAUGAAUGAGUUCGACAGGGCCAGAGAUGACUUCCAACAAGUUAUUCAGCUGUAUCCUGCCAACAAGGCUGCUAAGAGCCAGGUGGCUCUUUGUCAGAAACGUAUCAAGGAGCAGCAUGAGAAGGACAAACGCAUCUACGCAAACAUGUUCAAGAAAUUUGCUGAGAGGGAUUCAAAGAAAGAAGCAGUGAGGCCGACAAAUAAGGAGAACGGUGAUGAAGAGAUGGAGAUUGAGAACGGAGAAAAGGAAGCUGGGAGUGAAACAAAAGUGUAGAUGAAGACGUGGCUGUUGUUGGUUCAUCUGUACUUAAGAGUUUUGUAACUUCAGCCACUUGAGUUGAAAAUGUGUGUAUGCCUAUGUCAACAGUAUGAGUGUGUGUAUGAGUACAAGCAUGUUAACGAGCACUGACUUUGGGCGCGUCUCUCUCUUGCUUCCCCUGUGUCCAAUCUUUUUCGCUGUGUCUGCUAGCCAGGUGGGUGGGACUAUGCUAGCUGAUGGCACGAUGGGUCGGGGGUUUUGACAAACUAAUGUCCACCACCAUCAACCCAUUCAACCCACAGCUUUGAACUCUGCAUGUGUUUUCAACAGCCUUUUUGGGUUGAAAACAAAUGCAUCCAAGUGUUAAGUGCAUAAUUUCAGACCCUCACCCAUCAAGGGCUAGACCAGUUACCUUGCACUACUCUGUCCUAUACCCCCCCUCCUCACAUUUUUAUGCUCUCCAUCCAACCCUCCUCUCAUGGGCCUACUGAUCAAUUUCUGGAGUUGUGGUGGCUGUUUGCAUAGACGUGAUGUUUCUGAAUGUUAGAGUACCUGUGUCCCAAAGUACGUAUGUAGCAGCACUGUGGAUAAGUUGAGUAAUCAGACAUAAGCCUUGAAUAGCUAGUCGGACUUUAAGCUUCUCUGUCUAUCUAAAGCCGGAGCUCCCAUAUAGCCCCCAAAGUACAGGACUGUCUUUAUUUUUGAAAUGUUUGACUUUGUAAUUCUUUCCAGUGUUGUGCUUGUGAUUUAUGUACUGUUAUCAAAAUAAUAGAUUCAACAAAUUACUUAACUGGAAUAUGUUUGUUUUAAAGCAGCUAUAAAGGACGUGAAUUGGGUUCUUAGAAACGUUUGAAUAAUAAACAGUUUAAUAUUAGUCUUAAUUUACUGUUAAGUACAUGUGUGAAAAUGUGCAGAAAUGGCUCAUCAGAUUCAAGCUGUUAAAGACGGUACACCAUAGGAAGAUGGGAACCCAGUUUAUCGGAGUCCACAGCACCUGUAGGGGGGGUGGCGGGCAGAAACUGAAUAAGGGGGCAUAUUUACAACAGAGAUGUUUUGAGUUUAUCUUUUUCUGUUGAAGGGGUCACUGCUUGUUCUGCCCUGACAGAAUGAUAUAAUAAAUAAUAGAUUCAACUUGA
Molecule: messenger RNA, 2896 nt
Organism: Notolabrus celidotus (New Zealand spotty)
Lineage: Eukaryota; Metazoa; Chordata; Actinopteri; Labriformes; Labridae
Gene: fkbp4
Product: FKBP prolyl isomerase 4
Exons: 11
Coding region: 405-1775 (456 amino acids)
Molecular function (GO): peptidyl-prolyl cis-trans isomerase activity; protein binding
Source: RefSeq, a predicted model, not a curated record